This is a messenger RNA of Spinacia oleracea (spinach), 1955 nucleotides long. RefSeq lists its product as uncharacterized. The record is from RefSeq and is a predicted model, not a curated record. The transcript has 12 exons. Gene Ontology annotation, cellular component: plastid. Bases 152 to 1720 code for a protein of 522 amino acids. Lineage: Eukaryota; Viridiplantae; Streptophyta; Magnoliopsida; Caryophyllales; Amaranthaceae.
CAUUGGUUACAAUUUCAUCAUUUUCACAUUAGACUACCCUAUCUUAUGCUCUCUACCCAACUACUCUUAAAUGCUAAACCCUCUUUGUUCAUCGUAGAAAAUUCCAGAAUUCAAUCAUUCACAUCACACAACCUGCAAAUUCUAAGCUACAAUGUCGAUGUACAAACUAGCAGUGAUCAUCAGAAACCCUUCAAACGAGGAUGAAUUUCUCGUAGCAAAGCAAAUUAGGCCCCCUAAAUUCGAUAUUGAAGAGUAUGAUUCUUACAUUGAUUCCGAUCUCUGGGAUAUUCCUUCUGUUCAAUUGAGUAUUUUACACGCUGAAUCGGAAAUUCAAGUUGAAGGAGCUGAAUUGUACUCUGAUAAAGUUGAUUUGAGCAAAUUUGACCUGGCUUUGGGUUUAAAUCAGGUUUCAGACCAAGUAGGAAUUGAGAGGUUGGUUGAAGGGAGGUGGAGAUUCUGGAAAUUCGUUGAAGAGCCUGAAUUCGGACCGCGGCCGUCGAUUCAUACGGUUUUCAUUACUGGUCACUUUGCAUCUGAUGAUGAUAGUAGUUGUGAUGUGGCAUGCCAGUGGAUAUCCUGGUCUAAGUGCUCCAGUUGGCUCUCCGAGGUGACACAAGAUAGUUAUCGUAUAGGGCCCUUGGUGGUUAAUGGUCUACUACAUGACUCUGGAUACUCUAAGUGGGAUGUUCCGCGUGGUUUACAUUAUCAGGAGUAUCCUCUGGGUGUUAUACUUGUACCUAUGGGAAGUAGAACUGGGAAGCCUUUCUCCACUACCAACUUGGUAGUCAUUGCUCCACAGAUUGUCGACAAUAGAGAAAGUAAUAAAGAUUUUAUUGCUUAUGGGGAUGCAUUAAUAGUAGACCCAGGAUGCAGAUUUCAGUUCCACCAGGAGCUGGCGGAUAUUGUUACAGCUUUGCCAAGAAAGUUGGUCGUAUUUGUAACGCAUCACCAUCCUGAUCACGUGGAUGGUUUGUCAGUUAUACAAAAAUGCAAUCCUGAUGCAAUUCUCUUGGCUCAUGAAAACACAAUGCGCCGUAUUGGAAAAGAUGACUGGUCUCUUGGGUAUACAUCAGUUGCUGGGGGGGAUAUAAUUUAUGUUGGAGGCCAGCGACUUCAGGCUAUUUUUGCUCCGGGCCACACGGAUGGUCAUAUGGCAUUGCUUCAUAUCAAUACUCAUACACUGAUUGUUGGUGAUCACUGUGUUGGGCAAGGUAGUGCAGUUCUGGAUGCUUUUUCUGGUGGAAAUAUGGGAGACUACUUCCAUACAACGUACAAGUUCUUGGAGCUUUCCCCAAAUACUUUAAUUCCUAUGCAUGGGAGAGUCAACCUAUGGCCAAAACACAUGCUUUGUCGUUAUCUCAAGAAUCGCAGAGAUAGAGAAUCGUCAAUCUUGAAGACCAUAGAAAAUGGUGGGACUACAUUAUUUGAUUUAGUUUCCACCAUUUAUAAAGAAGUUGAUCGUGGCCUGUGGUUUGUUGCUGCAUCAAAUGUUAAGCUCCAUGUCGAGCAUCUAGCUCAACAGCACAAACUACCUGAGGCCAUGUCCUUGACAAGAUUCCAUGGAACUUGUGGCUUACAUUUCACAAUCAACUGCAUAUGUGCAUACACAAGCGAUUGGAUAUCAUCAAAGAUUAUGAAGAUUAGACGGCCUAAACUCAUUGUACCGGUAGUUGUGGCUUGCUUUGCUGCAUUAUAUUGUGUAAAAAACAUGACUACAUAAAAAGCAUUAGAUAACUUACGCCAUCGCUAUGAAUCCUUGGUGAUAUAGAUUGUCAGGUUGAACAAACAAUAUAACUAUCUUAUGUUACCAUUGUCAUCUGAUCGUUUCUAGCCACCCUCAUAAUAUUUCUGAAUGAACUAGAACUUGUAAUACUCCAGAAAUUUGGACAUGACAUGCUUGUUCUCUGAAAAUUUGGCUGGUCGGUGAGUGAUGACAUUUUCAGUUUGUUUUUCGA